GCGAACGAGAGAGUUGAGUGGAUAAGUCAAGGUUGCAUAACUGAGAAACUUCAGUACAGUAGUUAUUUAAUUUUAGCUAAGGCGACUUGGGUGAAUCAACCAGAGGAUUCCAGGCUGAUGACUAACCAGUACUCUUGAAUCUAGAUCUGGAUCCAGAACACAAUGAAGCACAAGGUAUCCACAGUUCAACAUGGUGAAACAGUGGCCCUCUUAAUUGUGAUUUUAUCCAGCCCUUCAUUUACACAAAAGGCAUUUUUCAACAAACAGGGAACAGCUGCUUACACGGGAAGUAAAGGUUCCGGAGAGGUGAUCGUUUCACUGGAUAGUAAUUACUGCAAAAUUCAGACCAAUAAAGUGCAAUGCUUCUACAAUAAAACUGACAAGUUGGUGGUGGUUCCAGCAGAGAUUACGCUACCUGAUUUAGUGCCAGAACUUCAGAUUCAGCAAGCAAAAACAGUCCACAUAUACCCAAACUGUGUACCUUGGGUCACUGCUAUAGGAGUAGGCCUCUUAACUACUCAGCCCCACAAGGGUUUCAUGGCAGAAAGGAGGCAUUGUGGAUUUUGGCUUCAGAUGUAUAGAUCAAAAGCUGAUCUAAUUUCUCAAGGACUAAGACAUUUGAGUCUAGUGGACAGUAAUGUAAAUACAUUAAGCCUGAAUCGCCUUGAAAAUUUCAGUGCUGAUAACUCUUCUAUUGUGAGUGUUGAAGGAGUUACUUGGGAAGGCAGUGUUUCGUACAUCACAAAUACUACUAUCCUUAGAGCAAGUAAUAUGGUUUGUCGAAGCAACUGGACAGUUAGUAAGAGCCACAUCGAUGUCGUGAGCACCGAUGGAAUUUCAUUUGAGGGCUCGUCAUUGUUUAUAGCAGACACUGUUAUUGCCCACAUAGCAUUUCACGGUAUAAGAAUUUAUACUGGUGUUGCAAGUUUUACUAACGUCAUUAUUAAUGAGGUGGAAUCCUCGGGUAUUCUUCUAAGAAGUCCGCGUGUUCAUUUAGUUCUAACCAAUGUGACUGUCAACGAUGCUCAAACUGGUUUUAUCAAUGUGCUAGGUGGGUCAAGAAUCUCUCUUCACAACGUAACUGUGAAAGGAACUUCUUUGGAUGUCGUUUCAGAAUACGUCAAGUUUGAAGAUGAAUUCAUUCCUCUUGAUAUGAGCGCUGAUAUCGAUGAGAAAACCAGGAGUUGUACCUUUGACAUCACAAGAAUCACGUGCGAUUUCUCCCAUUUCAAUGAGACACUAGUUUUUCAUGCCGAUGAAAAUGAUCGAUAUGCAGAGGUUAAGAAUGCUGUCUCCUUAGAAAUUCUUACAGUGUUUUGUAAUCUGGAAUUGCACUUGGAGAAUGUAACAGCAGUCAUUCCACAGCCACUGAGUAGGCAUAAUCUUGACUGGAGUAAGUGUAACUUGACAGUGAUAAUCUCGCAUUCCAUCAUAAAAGAGCUUGCUGUUGGAUAUAUUUCAACACUUACUCUCAUCAAUACUACAUUGGAAUUGCUGCACAAUACUGUAGUGAAUGACUUCAUCAUUGAAGAUUCUACAGUUUUCAAAGCCUACAACUUGAAUAUAACUGGUUCAGGGAGCACUUGGAACGGAUUUCAUAUCUUGAGUGCAUACAAUACAACACUUAAUGGUCCUGUUAAAGCAAUUGAUGUCCCCAUUCUUGGCACUUUGAAAGGGGAGUCCUUUGUCAUCGACCAUGUUAAUGCUACAACAGAAAUCUCGAAGCUUCGGGUUCUUACUUUGUCAACUAAGGCAAUCUGGAUUAGAAAGGGCUCUUUGGUCAUAAGUGAUUUUGAAUCAUUGGUCUUAUUUGAAGGUGCUAUCUACAUUGAAGAGGGGGCUUCACUACAAAUACACUUUGUGAAGGAGCCAUUGAUUUUGCAUGCUUCAAUAUCUGUAGCAACAAAAGAUCAGGUGGCACUGAAAGGCCUGUCUAAGCAUGCGCAAGCGAGUAUAAUGCACGUACGGAGAAGAGGUGCUAACCCAAAUGAAGGAUUGAAUCUUACAGUUACUGAUGUGCACCAGUCGCCCUUCUGCCGGUCAAGUAGAAGCUUUUUCCUUGCGGUUAUAGAAUGUGACUUUUUGUCAGUGCCAAACGCAUCUGUAGAAGUUGAUAUUAAAAAUAGUGUUGGAUUUACUGUCGAAGUUUCUUCAGCAGCUUUUGUGAAAUUGUACCCAUCGUGUGUGUCAAAGAUAGUUUUGGCCAACGUUACUAAAGCCACAACAAUUGACAGUGAAGACAGGUGUGAAACAUGGCUGGAAGCAGUUGGAGUCAAUUUCACUAAUAUAACUUCAGGAGUCAAUGAUGUUUCCUUAAUAGACUGCUCUGUGGAAAUAUUUUCUUUGGACCGUGCAGUUCGAGAUGUUGAUCUUGAAAAUACCCAUGUUGAGAAGAUGAUUGGCAUUCAUUGGACUGAAUAUGAGGGCAUAUUCAACCAUAGCUACCUCGGAACUGUAGAAGACAUUAUUGUAUCUAGUCACAUGACAAUGUCUGUCACUACAAUAAACCAAAUUCAUCCCAGAGGCAUCACAGUUCUUGGGUAUGGAGUAAUAUCUGGUUGCAACAUCAGUGAAAUCGCUCCUGAAGGAAUCAUGGUGUUAGGAAAACUACGCAUAGAAAAUACUACAGUGGGGAGCAUAUCUAGAAAGGGAAUUGUUGUUCAAGAUGGCAUUCUUUUCUUGUCUCAUGUUAACUUUGCAUUAUCAGAAGAGUUAAGUAUAGUGGCAACAGCAAAUGGUGCAGUUGCUAUGAAAAAUGUUACAGUAGCGGGCAAGAGAAUUCAUUGGCACGGUUACUUAACGGACAGUUUAAAGAAACAAGAGUUUUCUGCAGCAUUUUUGAACACAUUGAGUAAUAUGGAACCAAAUGUAUCUUUAAUUUCUCAAGCUAGUAAUCUUGAUUCUUCCCAAUCAGAAAUUUCACAUGUAAAUGUGAUUGGGUAUUCUUCAACUGCAUCUGAAAAAGUGACAUCAUCGCUGCUAUCUUGGAAAAGUGCUGCUAUAAUAUUGGCUGUUAUUACAUUGCUACUAAUUGGAUGCUGUGUUCUUCUCAUCAUCAGAUUGGUCCAGUGCAGCAAAAUCCCAGUAUUCUCAUUAGUCUUUUGGAAGAAAAAAGAUGAACAAGUAACCUUGCUUACGGAAAAGCAGCCUUCAUCUAACACCAUAGAACUUUCUUCACAUACUGGUUAAAUUGAGCCCAUUGGUACAGAUAAGUAACAGUCCACCAACACUAAUUAUUUAAUUUUUCUAGUUAAGUCUGUAUACUGUCGAGUGAUGAAAAUACUAAGACUGCCUAGAGGACAUUUUGAUAAAUCAGUUUUCCUUUAGGUCUGUAACCACCGAGGGUUGAGCCACUGGUUAACUGCUUUGCAAAUCUGAAUUUACUAAAACAACCAAAAUGUUAAGUGAAUACUUUUUUUAUAAUGAUUAGACUACAGAGGUCAUAUGUUGCUUGGAAAAAUUAUGGUAAAUGCUAGUUAAAUUAAGAUAACAGCAAACAAAUAUACCAUGAAAUGAAGAGGGUAAUGUACCAGUUAUUAUCAAUGUCACUGUCCAUAAAAAAAAACAAUGUGUAGAAAUACAAACUGAUGCAUA
Messenger RNA from Macrobrachium nipponense, 3594 nucleotides. RefSeq lists its product as uncharacterized. The record is from RefSeq and is a predicted model, not a curated record. Bases 163 to 3189 code for a protein of 1008 amino acids. The transcript has 10 exons. Lineage: Eukaryota; Metazoa; Arthropoda; Malacostraca; Decapoda; Palaemonidae.